Messenger RNA from Meleagris gallopavo (turkey), 1537 nucleotides. The record is from RefSeq and is a predicted model, not a curated record. NCBI's taxonomy places the organism in Eukaryota, Metazoa, Chordata, Aves, Galliformes, Phasianidae.
UGGAAUUAAACGGUGAAGUCAGCUUUUUUAAUUGUCCAGUGAGAAUGGCAAGGAUUCGGAUUUCUAGCACAAUCAUUACGCUUCUUGUUAUGGUCCAGACUGGAUUCCUACUCUUCAUGUAUGCUCGGUACAAUAGCUUCACACCUCAUUCAGAGGAGAAAUCAUCUCAAGUCCACAUCCUCAUCCUCUCCUCCUGGAGGUCGGGAUCUUCUUUUGUUGGUCAGCUUUUCAGCCAGCACCCAAGUGUCUUCUACCUGAUGGAGCCUGCAUGGCAUGUGUGGGUCACAAUGUACCAGAACAGUGCCAAAGUCUUGCACAUGGCGGUGCGGGACCUGGUCAGGUCAGUCUUUCUCUGUGAUAUGUCUGUUUUUGAUGCCUACAUGCCUUGGAAAAGAAACUUAUCUGAUCUUUUCCAGUGGGCAGUGAGUCGGGCUCUGUGUUCAGCUCCUGCUUGUGACUCCUUUCAGCGUACUGACAUAACCAGUGAAAUGGCAUGCAAAACUCUUUGUGGACGGUACCCAUUCAGCAAGGUGGAAGAAGCCUGUAAAACUUACAGCCACGUUGUAAUCAAGGAGGUUCGCUUCUUUGACUUGAAGGUCCUCUACCCACUUCUCACCGAUCCAUCCCUGAACCUCAAAAUAAUUCACUUGGUCCGUGACCCCAGGGCAGUUGUAAAGUCACGAGAACAAUCAGUCAAAGCAUUAGCCCGUGACAAUGGAAUUGUUCUGAGUACCAAUGGCACUAAAGUGGAAGACAGCAAAUACAAAGUAAUGCAAGAGAUUUGUAGAAGUCAUGUUCAGAUUUAUGAAACAGCAACUCUAAAACCACCUAGCUUCCUUAAAGAUCGCUAUCUAAUGAUUCGCUUUGAAGAUCUGGUAAGAGACCCAUUGUCAGAAAUCUCAGAAAUGUAUAAAUUUGCAGAUCUUAGUUUGACCCCCACACUGAAAAGUUGGGUCUAUAACAUCACACAUGGACAGGGACCAGGAAAAAAAAAAGAAGCCUUCAAAAUCACAUCUCGAGAUGCAGUUAAUGUUUCCCAGGCCUGGAGAAAUGUUCUUUCAUUCCAGAAAAUUAAAAAAAUACAGGAAGUUUGCAAAGGCGCUAUAAACAUGCUGGGCUAUCAGCUAGUGGAUUCAGAAAAAGAACAAAGAGAUCUGUCACUGGAUUUAGUGUUGCCAAGAAGACAAAACCAAUUCAGUUGGUCAUCGUUUAAUCCAAAGAACUAAGCCAUUACUUUGGGAGAUUAGGGAGGGGAAAAAGGAAGAGUGUAUCUAUCUGUUGUGCAGUGUAUAGGUAGUUUGAAAAUCCUUGGCUAAUGACUUUAAUUAUCUUCAUGCCUGCUGGUUCACAAAGUAAUGUAAGCUUUUUAUUUUUUUUCCCCAAAGCGUCUUAGACCACAAAACAAAUAAAAAAAAUUGUGAAAAAUUCAGCAAGAUACUUGUGAGAUUGCAAAUUUGCAAUUGUGCUGUUUUGAGCGUUGUUUUUAAAAUGUAAUUUAAAUUCACUCAAUAAAAGGCAUCUUUGUUCAUUGGUAAUA